AUGGGGGCGGGGGCGGGCGGCGCGGCCCUGGGGCGGGCGGCGCUGGCGGCGCCGCUGGUGCUGCUCUACUACGGCUUCUCCAUCGGCAUCACCUUCUACAACAAGUGGCUGAUGAAGAGCUUCCCGUUCCCGCUGCUGGUCACGCUGCUGCACCUGCUGCUCAUCUUCGCUCUGGCGGCGCUCGCCCGCGCCCUGGAGCGCUGCCGCUCCGGGCGGCCGCGGGCAGCGCUGUCCUGGGCCGACUGCCUCCGCCGGGCCGCCCCCGCAGCUCUGUCAACUUCCUUGGAUAUUGGGCUGAGUAACUGGAGCUUCCUGUAUGUCACUGUCUCCCUCUACACGAUGACCAAAUCCUCUGCCAUUCUCUUCAUCCUGCUUUUUUCACUGCUCUUCAAGCUGGAGGAGAUGAGGGUGACGUUGCUGCUGGUGGUUCUGCUCAUUGCUGGGGGACUCUUCAUGUUCACCUACAAGUCCACACAGUUCAACGCUCAGGGCUUUGUGCUGGUGCUCUGUGCCUCCUUCCUGGGGGGCAUUCGCUGGACUCUCACACAGAUCCUGAUGCAGAAGGCUGAACUGGGGCUCCAGAAUCCCAUUGAUAUCAUGUUUCACCUGCAGCCGCUCAUGUUCCUGGGGCUCCUCCCACUCUUUGCGGUGUUUGAGGGCCUUCCUUUGUCCAUAUCAGAGAAGCUCUCCCGUUUCCAUGAAGCAGGAAUGCUGUUCUCUCUGGUAGGGAAGCUGUUCUUGGGUGGAAUUCUUGCCUUUGGUCUAGGCUUUUCUGAGUUCCUCUUGGUUUCCAGAACAUCUAGCCUCACCCUUUCCAUUGCUGGCAUUUUUAAGGAAAUCUGCAUUUUAUUCCUGGCCACACAUUUACUGGGAGACCGCCUCAGUCUCUUGAACUGGCUGGGCUUUGCUGUCUGCCUGUUGGGAAUCUCCCUCCACGUUGUUCUGAAAGCCAUGAAUUCCAAAGGUGACAAAGCACUGGAGCCACACAAAGAGGGCAGCUCUAACCCUGACCUGCAGCUGCUGCUGCGCCACCCCGAGCAGGCUGAGGAAGAGGAGGAGGUUGUUGAAACCCCACAGCAGCACUGACUGAACAUGAAGCACAAAGCCACCUGCUCUGUUCUUACCUAACCUGCCUGACAGCUAUCCAGGAGGAAGGUCCAAAAGUCUCGGUGACCACCCAGAGCAGAGCCAGGGCCCGCUGAGAGAAUUCUGCUGUUCUGCUGCAGUGUGGAUCUGUAGAUGCUGCACAAGAAAAGGCAACAUCCCUUUCACAGGAACUUGGAAGACAAGCCCUGGUUCAGUGGGUGUAGAAUGGUGAGGGGAGACAGGGAAAAGCUAUGAAAAGUCCAUUAGGAGAUCCUGAAAGCUGUUUACUGACAAUGCAGACCAUGAGCUGUAGAAUGAACAUGGACAUGUCUGGACUGCAGGCUGAGUGAUUCAGGGAUGACUUUACUGCUGUUUAGGUUUUGACUUCAAAGGAGAAGGUAGCUACACCUUCCAUUUUCUUUUUUUAAUGUUUCUGCAAAUUAGGAACUCCCAUCCUGGUGGGAUCACUGAAUAAAUCCCUAGAGUUGUCCCAGCAAGGACCUUUUGUGCCUGGGGACCUCUAUGUUCUGUGUGCACAGUAAGGAGAGAAUUGAAUGCUGGUAUUUGGGACCAGUUGAAAAUUAUGAACAUUUCCAGAUGAUGUAGGUUGGAGUGAAGACAGGGAUGCAGGAGUACUUCUGGUGCUACAGGCCAAGAGGAGAAUGAGCAGUGUCACAUGAGAUCUAACUUGAGCAAUAAGCUUAUCAGAAAGUGUGUGGGGUUUUGAGAGGGGGAUUUUUUGUUUUUUAAAUAAACUCUUUUUCUCA
Molecule: messenger RNA, 1853 nt
Organism: Melospiza melodia melodia
Lineage: Eukaryota; Metazoa; Chordata; Aves; Passeriformes; Passerellidae
Gene: SLC35H1
Product: solute carrier family 35 member C2
Exons: 9
Coding region: 1-1086 (361 amino acids)
Biological process (GO): UDP-glucose transmembrane transport
Cellular component (GO): endoplasmic reticulum-Golgi intermediate compartment; cis-Golgi network; Golgi apparatus
Molecular function (GO): antiporter activity
Source: RefSeq, a predicted model, not a curated record